Molecule: messenger RNA, 1692 nt
Organism: Bacidia gigantensis
Lineage: Eukaryota; Fungi; Ascomycota; Lecanoromycetes; Lecanorales; Ramalinaceae
Exons: 2
Coding region: 1-1692 (563 amino acids)
Biological process (GO): protein phosphorylation; mitotic DNA damage checkpoint signaling
Cellular component (GO): nucleus; cytoplasm
Molecular function (GO): protein serine/threonine kinase activity; ATP binding
Source: RefSeq, a predicted model, not a curated record
AUGUCACUCACACCAGCGUUGCAAGAACUCUCACUCUCGUCUCCCACCGAGCUUUUCUUACGCCGGAUGGCUGCCUUUGACCAAGACCAGGUAUUCCUUAAGAUAAUACCAAGAAAUGCAGCAUCGCACGAAGCGUUCGACAGAGCGUUGAGGGCAGCUUUACAGGACAAGGCUUUUCAUCAUGCGCAAAGCUACAUGAUGGCAGUCACCAAAGACAACCGCGGACACAAUGCAGCAGCCAAUCAAUCAAUUGCAGCUUCGCCCCGAAGAGAGGAGAACCGGGUGCGCUGGGCGGGAGGGUACGUUUUUACCAUGGGUGCAGCACCAAAGAAUCCAAAAGAGGGAUGGAUAAUGGGAUCCGGAGGCCCCAUUGCCGACGUCGACGUCCUACUAACACCCCCAGGGCCAAAAUAUCGAGACAUGGGUAUGGAAGCCCGGCACUUUGCUCUGAAGCUUGCUCCUGAUAGCGGUCGCUUCGUCAUCGUUGCGAAGCAUCCUGUGAUUUUGGCGAGUCAGAAUGGUAAAAUACUUACCCCAGGGAUGACUCAUGCUCUCAAGUACAAGGACACAAUUGUUAUCAACGAUUUCGCAUACACCUUCGAAUUCCAGGAGCUGACGUCACAACCCCGAUUCCAAGGCUAUCUUGAGUUCACCUUAAAAGAGCAAGCAGGCAAGGGCGCGGUGAUCAAUCGCCACAUGACCCCCGGUUCUGUCGUAGCUACCAGGAGAAUUGGUCAAUACCGCGCCGCCCAAAAGGAUUUUGCGAGGGGAACUUAUGGCAAAAUAUUCGCCGCAUGGGAUGAUCAGGGCGACACCUUUGCAAUCAAAAUGACAGCCUACGACACCAAAGCGGAGGUCAAAGAUCAUGAAAGCUUGAUGGAAUAUAUUGGCAAACAUGAAAACGUUCUCGAACUGGUACAAACCGUUCCGAUUCCAGGUCCAGCCUCCCAAUUGACCCAAGUCUUUCACGUCCACGCUCCCCUAGCAUCUUUCUCCCUCGCUGAUGUGAUCGGAGAGUAUGAUCUUGAUUCGGAUGCCAAACUCUCUCUGGUGAAAGACUUUCUGAGUGGUCUUGACUGGUUGCACGAAGGGCGCGAAGUCAUGCAUCGUGACAUCAAACCGGGAAACCUGGCAGUGACUACAAUCAACAACCCGAGAGGCGUCAUAAUAGAUCUUGAUCAAGCGAUCAUCGACCACGAGACUUGUCAAGAGACUCCAAUCGGCACAUUGGCCUACAAUGCGCCGGAGAUUCUCGAAGUCGAGAAGCAGAAGUUGGAAGAUCUUGAGGUCUGGAUUUAUGAUCGAUCGGUGGAUACGUGGGCCAUGGGUCUUUCAUUCUACGGAAUAUUGAUCGGUAGACGUUUUCGAUGGGCUGAAUUUGCUGACCAUGGAGAAGCAAAGCGCGUGGAUCCUGACGUGUACGAGCGGUUACAAUAUUUCCUGGGAUCAAUCGCGCUUGGGAGCAUUGCAGACAAGGCCUUGCUGUACAGCAUAAAGUCCAUGACGGAAUGGGAACCCGAAGACCGAAUCUCACCAGGAAAAGUCCUUGCAACCAUCGAUAGAAUGGUUGGCGAUCAUGGCCGUGGACACUUGAAACCAAAGGAAUUCGACAUCGAUCUGACAUUGGACCGAUCUCAGGUGCCAGCGAAGGGAAGGAUGAGGGACAAUACUAAGUCUCACGGAGCGAAAUAG